This is a messenger RNA of Olea europaea var. sylvestris, 1148 nucleotides long. Its product is annotated as protein DEHYDRATION-INDUCED 19 homolog 4-like. The transcript is spliced from 5 exons. Lineage: Eukaryota; Viridiplantae; Streptophyta; Magnoliopsida; Lamiales; Oleaceae. The record is from RefSeq and is a predicted model, not a curated record. Bases 187 to 846 code for a protein of 219 amino acids.
UUGGGUGCCCUCUUCUUCCCCCGCGCCCCCGCCCCCGCCCAACCCGUUUCUCCGUUUCUACGAAGUUUCCGCUUCUGGAGCCUUCAUAUACAUCCAUAUUUAUAUAGACGUGUGUUUGAGUACCUGAAGGUGUGAGAUUUUGGAGAAUUAGGAGUGAGAAAUUGAGAAAAUUAGAAGUGUGAAGAAAUGGACUCUGAUUUAUGGGCUCGACUUUCUAAUUUUUCUUCUUACAGGCGAUAUCAAUCUCGAUCAGGCUUGUCUAACACAUAUCGUGGAGAGGAGUACGAUGGGGAAGAAGAGCUGAGGCCCGAGUUUCUUUGUCCGUUUUGCGCUGAUGAAUUUGAUAUUGUUGGUCUCUGUUGUCAUAUUGAUGACGAACAUGCCAUCGAAGCCAAGAAUGGGGUGUGCCCUGUUUGUGCAAAAAGGGUGGGGACAGAUUUGGUUGGUCACAUAACUGGGCAGCACGGAGGUCUUCUAAAAGUGCAGCGGAGGAGGAGAAUCCGAAGGGGUGGGUCUAAUUCUACACACACUAUGUUACGAAGAGAGUUACGAGAAGGAAAUCUACAAUCCCUCUUCGGGGGAUCUUCGUAUAUGUCUUCGAUUGCGGAACCUGAUUCACUGUUAUCCUCCUUCAUAUACAGUCCACCAGUGGUUGAUGAACCUACUGAAAUUCAAUCUCUUUCUUCAACUGGGGCUUUCUCAGUACCAAGAUCCUCUGGUGAAGAUUUGGUGGAAAGAAAUGUUCAACAGUUACCACUGUCUGAAAAGGACCAAGAGGAGAAGGCUCAAAAAUGUGAAUUUGUGCAAGGACUCCUGCUCUCUACUUUUCUUGGCGACAACUUAUAAGCUGAAAAAUGUAUUCUAGAGAAGGCUCGAGAAUGUGAAUUUGUGGAAGGACUCCUGCUCUCUACUUUUCUUGGCGACAACUUGUAAGCUGGAAAAAUGCAUCUUAUCUAGUUUACAUUCUAGUUAUGGAAGGUUAUUUAAGAAGAAAGGUAAGACUUAAGAGGAUAGAGUUGAGCUUUUAGUGUUGCAAAUCUGCCGAGAGAAACUAUGAGGUUCCCAUUGUACGUAAAACUUAUGAUAUGCGUUAUGAUAUCUUCCAUAAGCAUAAUCUAGUUGAUACUAUUAGCUGCAUUUCCCUCUCA